This is a messenger RNA of Triticum aestivum (bread wheat), 837 nucleotides long. RefSeq lists its product as uncharacterized. Lineage: Eukaryota; Viridiplantae; Streptophyta; Magnoliopsida; Poales; Poaceae. The record is from RefSeq and is a predicted model, not a curated record. The coding region runs from base 1 to 681 and encodes 226 amino acids. The transcript has 3 exons.
AUGGACCAUGAAAUCUUAGUUGGACUCCUCAUGCAUUUUGACGGGAGUCACUGGGCCAAUUUAGUAUAUUCAAGCCGCAGUCCUUUAAACAUACAUCACCCAACGAUCCGCUUCCUGUUCCCCACGCACGAGCGCGCGUCGCCGCCACCGCCGGUCGCCCCGUCCUCGACUGGAUCUGGACCCUCCCUGCCGGGAUCCACGUGCCCAGCCACCUGCGCCGUCCCAUGCGCCAUCGCACGCCGGAGGACCUGCGCCUUGCCUUCCUCGCCAUCGAGCACAAAGGCGCUCGAUCCAGACGACGCCACCGUUGACCGCUCCUCUGCCUCGCCGCCUCCGCCGUCCCCAUGUGUCUCCUGGACAUGGAGAGAGAGCACGGGAGGGAAGGAGGAAGGAAGAGGGAGGCGUGGCCGUGGUUGGUUCUCCGGCGGCGUUGGAUCGGUGCAUGGCCGCAGAGCUCCUGCUCGGGGCCGCGAAGAUCUAGGGAGGGACUCGGGUGCGAGGCUGCGGGUCUAUGCAGAGAUGGCGCUGCUCCUUCAACUUUUGAAGAAUGCGCUGAGACAUCAGCUAGAUCCGCAGCUCAAGAUAGCUCCCUUGGUGAUUCUUUUCAAUGAAGGACUUGCUCUCCAGCAUGUGGUUUGGUAUUUCUUGACUGCAAGUAUUCAGCAGCUACAACUGAACUGAAGAUCAGCAAGUAUUUAAGCAACACAUAUGUUUGGUUCGCAUGUGUUAUAACCAGAUCAACGAAGUUUCUGCACAUCAUGAUUAAGGGGUGAAGAAAUCAUGUUUGCAAAUGGCCAUCGAUUAAACCGCAGUAUUUUCCAUGAACUGUGGUAACUC